GCCCUACUCAACAUUAGACUGGUGGCAUUUGGAAAAAUUGUUGUUGCAACUUGCACUUUUGACUUCACCAAAAAUAUAAUACAAUAUAGGAAUAAUAAAUUAACUUUAAAUAGGUACAACGAAAACUCCUACGUCUUAUCGACUCAUAAUUACUAUUUAUUUGGGAAUUGCGAUUUACUUAGCUGCAGCUAAACAUUUCAGAAAACAAACAGGAGAUAACAUUAAUCAAUCCUCCUAAAUGCAUUUUAUUUGAAUGACAUUAUGGAUAAUAACGAUAAAAACGCAGAAAAGCCUGAAAAACCUGAAGAAAGCAAUAUUGCAAAUCAAGAAUAUUUCGAAAUAAAAAUCCCUUUAAACUUAUUCCAAUAUCUUAGUGCUGAGGGUUGUGAUCUGCAGAACUUAUGUCGGAUCUGUUUGUCUCUUGAUAAUGACGUGAUGUUUCCAAUGUGCAAUAAAGACAAUAGUUUAUUAUCUGAUAUGUUUACUAAUUUCACGUCCAUACCGGCUUAUGUAGGUGAUGGUCUGCCUUCGAACAUUUGCACCUCAUGUCAAGCUCUAGUUGUUAAUUGCUAUGAGUUCAAGGGUCUAUGCGAAAGAUCUGAUUAUACUUUAAAGUCUAUUUUAAAAGGUGAAUUCACAGCCAAAGAUGAAAUACUUGAUAAUAAUGAUAAUAUACAGAAUUCACAAGAAUCAAAUAAAGGAAAGGAAGCAGAGCAGCAAUAUAUGAAAGAGGAUGAAGAUGUCCAAGAUGUUCAGUAUUUAGAAGACUUUGGUGAGGUGUCUAGUGAAAAUGGGGCACAACAAAAUAUUUCAGGGAACACAAAUGCAGAAGUAAAGGACCCGGUAACCAUUCCCGCUACAGAUCCAGAAAGCUUGUUGAAUGAAGCUUAUUUUGUAAACACUGCAAGUAAUAAGAGAAGGCCAAGUUCUUAUGCAUGUUCAUUUUGUGGUAAGAAUUAUAUGAAGUUGAAAACUCUAAGGGCGCACAUAAAGAACUCGCACCAACAAUCUGAACAACCAUACGCUUGUAACCAGUGCAAGGAAUCAUUUAAUUCUGAACACGAUCUUAAGCUGCAUUCAGCGUUACAUCCAAAGGGAUCCAUGUGGAAAUGCAAUAAAUGCGAGAAGGAGUUUCAUUCUAAAUCCAUGCUACGUCGCCAUAUCCAACGGCACAUGGAGUCAAAGCGGUACGCGUGUGAGACGUGCGGCAAGUUGUUCAUCGAACUGUACGCACUGCGGCGACACACGCGCGUGCACACCGGCGAACUCGUCGAAAAGAAACACAAGUGCCAUCUCUGCGAUAAGAGGUACCGCUGGAGCGCGCAGCUGUCGGCUCACGUGGCGCGUCACGCGGGCGCGCGGCCGUGCGCCUGCGCAUGCGGCAAGUCAUUCCCCACGCCGCGUCUGCUCGCCAGCCAUCAGCGCGUACACGACGACCGCAAGCCGCAUGCCUGCCACUACUGCGAUAAAAGGUUCCGGCACGAGUCGACGCGCAACACCCACCACCGCACACACACGGGCGAGAAGCCAUACGUUUGCUGCACUUGCGGGAAGGCUUUUAUACAAAACUCAAACCUCACACUGCACAUGCGCACUCACACCGGCGAGAAGCCGUACUCGUGUUCGAUGUGUUGGCGUAAGUUUUCGUCGAGCUCCACGUUGAAGGCGCAUUUGCGCAGUCACACUGGCGAACGACCAUAUGAGUGCAAAAUUUGUGGGAAAAGGUUCGCGCGUGUCCCACUACAAACGCACAUGCGGCUCCACACGGGCGAGCGGCCGCACCGCUGCAGCGCCUGCCCCAAGACCUUCGUCAACGCCUCGCGUCUGCGCGAACACGCGCACGUACAUACUGGUGAAAAACCAUUCGAAUGUGCUAUGUGCGCUCAAAUGUUUCCAACGAAAUCGCAUCUGGUAAAACACCUGAAAACCCACCAACCACAGAAGAAAUCCAAGCGAGUGGUGGUGUGCAAUCCCGAAAUAUUAGUCUCCAAUAAAAUUGUAAUCUCAGAGAACACAUCGACUAUUGAAGGGUUGAAAUCGGAGACUGUGAGAGCCGAGGACACGGCGUGCAGAAUAGUGAUAUUAGACUCAGAACAAGCACCCAUAGAGGUGCACCUGUCAUGUUAAAUAGGUAUUUGACUCUUAGCAAUGUUAUACAAAGUAGAUUGGACCAAAGUAUCAAUUAAUAUUUUAACUAGAUGAUAUAUAUAUAUCACGCUUCGUGAUUAUAUGGCCAUUUAAACACUAUUUGGUAGAUUUUUCUUUAUAUUAUGGAUUAUUAAUAAUUAAAUGUUUUGUAGAUUUCAUUUGCUAUAAAUAACAAGAAAAUAGGCAAGCUAUUUAUAGUUCACAAUAAUUUAUUGCAUAUGUUUGGUGUCUAAAUGGUAUUGUUAUUAGAACAUUUUAUAUAAAAUUAUAUUUUUGUGACGCUUCUGAGGUAGAUCGUAAAAUGGCAUUUGUGUCCUGAGUAUUUAUUAUGGGAUUUUGCAUUUGAAUAGAUAUUUCCUGAAUAGUAAAUGUAAUUAAUCAACGAUUGUUAAGGAAUAAGAAACCAUAAAUAUUUUAGUAAAAUAAAAAAUAUUUUAUUGACAUUGUUAAUUUGAAAUAUUAUCCCAUUUGUCAUUAUAAGUAUUAAAGUACUUAUUAAAAAUGUUUAUUACCUAA
This is a messenger RNA of Manduca sexta (tobacco hornworm), 2664 nucleotides long. RefSeq names its product zinc finger protein 664. The transcript has 13 exons. Bases 262 to 2127 code for a protein of 621 amino acids. Gene Ontology annotation, molecular function: zinc ion binding. NCBI's taxonomy places the organism in Eukaryota, Metazoa, Arthropoda, Insecta, Lepidoptera, Sphingidae. Gene Ontology annotation, biological process: regulation of cytokine production; regulation of immune system process; negative regulation of transcription by RNA polymerase II. Gene Ontology annotation, cellular component: nucleus. The record is from RefSeq and is a predicted model, not a curated record.